Molecule: messenger RNA, 5380 nt
Organism: Vidua macroura (Pin-tailed whydah)
Lineage: Eukaryota; Metazoa; Chordata; Aves; Passeriformes; Viduidae
Gene: ATL2
Product: atlastin GTPase 2
Exons: 15
Coding region: 3487-5286 (599 amino acids)
Biological process (GO): protein homooligomerization; endoplasmic reticulum organization
Molecular function (GO): GTP binding; GTPase activity
Source: RefSeq, a predicted model, not a curated record
AUUCACACGUUAAUCCAGCCAGAUUAAAUGGCACAUUCUACUUUGUGCCCUUAGCUUGGCCCAGGGGCCAGACUGAACCUACAAACACAGACCACAGAACUGGUCUUGCCCUUCAUGUCUAGACUCAGACCCAGACUGUGCUUCAAUACCUGAGACUAGAUCCAGACAGUUUCAUCGGUGUGUUAAGGAUCACAACCUAUAUCCAGGCCUGACUGGGAGCACAGGAGUGAUCCCAGCCCUGAAGGGUGCUGCUGCCCCAGGUGCCCUCUCGUAAGCCCAGGGUGCUGCUGGGGGAAGCUCAGGUGCCCACCUCACCCAGCUUUCCUGGGUGCUGCCAUCACUGGGUCUUAUGCCAGCUCCUGCUGGCAGCUAUCCUGUCUUUGAGGUACCCAAGUCCUUGGCAAGGCAGCCUGUGCUAGUCCAAAACUUCUCCUGAGCUGGGUACAGUGAGCUGUGACCAUGUGGCUUAAUUACAUUCAAACCCAUCCUGUCCUGACGGAGCCUCAUCCAAGGGUGUGUGCAUGACCCUGUGCUGGAGGGAUUUGCCUUCCAGAAAAGGACAAUGAGAGCUGCAGGAAAGAUUCUGCUGUGGGAAUUCAGCAGGACUCUCUUAAGCACAACUCAUCUCUAUGCAGCCAGUCUGGACUUGCCUGGAAAACAAGCAUAUGAAACCCUAGGAAUAAAUCACCUACUUCCUCCUGAGGACCUGUAAGUCUCACCGGGCAAGCCAGUCAUGUAGCUGCAAAGGAUGCAAAUAAACUCUGCUGUGUAAUUAGCACCCUUUGUGUGCCAGGGCAAUCAUUCCUAACCCCACAUGCAACCAGGAGCCAGGUCUGCCUGCACGGGGCUCAAUUCCUAACACCCUUCCCAGGUGUAAAGCUGCACUGCUUCCCUCAAAUCAGGAUCACAUGGUGAUGCUUUGCCCCUUAUGGGAGGAGCUGGCUUGUGAUAUGAGAGAUCAGUCAUGCUGCAAGGACAAAUAUCCUCUUCUAAAACCCACAGCCAGUGCUGAUAGGAGUGUUUGCUGGUAAAUACCUGCAGCACGCUGAGCUAAAUUAGUCUGAUUUUAUUACAUUAAAGAAUGUCUACAUAGCAUUUUUCCUGAUAAGACUCUGAACUGCCACUGAGGCCUCUGUGAUUGUGGAGUACUUUCCAUCCCAAACUGUCCCUGGUAGCCUGAUUUUUGCAUUCUGCACCAUGCAGACAAAGCACUGGUAGUAUGGGCUGAAGCACAGUCACUGAUCAUAUGGGGACUCCUCCUCCCUUGAGCCUUGCUGUUUGUACCAGAAAAACAGACGCAGCUCCUUGGAAGGAGGCCGUGUGACUUCAGGGGCUGGUGUGAUUGUCUCUGCAAGACAUUUGAUGGGUGCCACAGUGACAGCUGGAGCAAUGCUUCUUUUUCUAGGAUGAGAGGUUAGAAAAUAGGAGUCCGGGGGCGUGGGAAAGCUCUUUCUCUGUGCUGUCCUUGAUGGCCUAAAGGAUCAUUGGGAAAUGACACCAAGAGGAUCCAAACCUGAGAGAUGCUUCUCAUUUUUAGAGGUGCAGAGCAGGCAGCAGGUGGGUAAGCAGAGCUGGCCCCCAGGUGAGGCUGGAAGCAGCGUGCUGGCUGUAGACAGGGGCAUCUCUGCAGUGGGGCAGCCCUGGGCACUCCAAGCAGCACUGCAGCCUUCAAAGGAGUCAGUAUCUAUCCAGACUUUAAAAACAACCUCGUCUUGUGCUGUUGCAUAAGAGCGAGAUGGAAAUCUCACUGUGUUUAUACAGAAAUGACAGGACUCUGCUUGAGCAAAUGCUUGCAAUGAAAGACUCAGCUGGCUGUGGAGCUUUGCUUCCAGAAGCAGAAGAAAAACACGUAGCCAUUUAAUCCUUUGAAGACUUCAGUCACUCUGAUAAGAUGUAGACAGGGCAGGACAAGGGAGAUGGCUUUCACGUGCCCCUGCAAGACUGUCACCUCCUGUCACCUCCCUGGACAGGCUGUGUCCCACCACCCCAGAGAGCCACACAGGCAGCAUGGCUCCUGAGCCUGCCCACUGCCCUUUCCCCCGCUGUGACACAGUCCCUCGAUUUAAACCCUUAAUCCUGGGAAGAUUGUGCAAUAGCUCCUUCAGGCUGAGAACGGAUUAUGCCCGUUUCAAAGGUAUUUGGCACUCUGGCAGCACCGGGAGAGCCCAAUCAACCGGCCCAACCUCUCCUGCAAGAGCACCUGCAGGCAAUUCUUGCAGCUGGUGCCUAGCAACUUGCUCUGAGCUGCUCUCACAGCUAAAAUUCAAUUUUAUUUCCAACUUCCUCCCCAGAGGAGCAGCUCCUGGGUCAGCAUCAGGGAAGAAGGAGAUGUUUCCCACUCAGCUUGCUAUAAAUUAGUGGUAUGGGAGGGGCUGCUUUCUCUCUGGAGCGUGUGUCCUGCAGCCAGCUAAAAAGACAUCUCCUCUCAGCAUGCGGGACAGCUUCAGGUUGAAGAGAUUAAGUAAAAUUUUUUUUCUCUCCUUCCCAAUUUGUUUUCUGCUCCCAAAUGCCUCUGCUUUCUCGCAGUUCUCUGCAGAAGAACCAGGCUUGGAUUCAUGCUGUGUCUCACCUUGGCUUUGCUUGGGUGAGCCGCAGGUUAUGCCAACACACACAGGUAGUUACAAGCCCGGGGCUGUGCUGAGCACUCUCUAAUGACGCACAGAAACUUUUAGAUCACCUGUGUGACAAAUGAAGGCAGCCCCGAAUCUGAGAGAGAUGCCCUUGGGAAACGGCGAGCACCAGAAAAAAAAAAAAAAAAAAAAAAAAGCAUCGGAAACCAAGAUUACCUGUUUACGGGGCUGAGAUGUUUGCCGAGGUAGUGAGGCAAACAUCAGCCAGCCUGGGCAGGACCGAGCAGCCUGUUCCUGCAUGUGGGCAGGGCACAGGAAUGGGCGCCGGGAAGAGGGAGCCAAAGGGAGGAUCCAGCUGCAGAGUGGGCAGAGGCUCGGGGAGCAGCACAUCCUCCAGCGCCUGCUGGCACGGUGCAGAGGGAGGAGCGCUCCAGCUGGAAGAGUUGGGAAGCUGUGAGUAGAUGAAGUCCAUAAGUAGUAGGGCUGUGGUACGGCAGCCUGGGUGUCUUUCAGAGAAAAGCAAGACGAGGUGCCUUGUAGGGCAUUUCCAAACUCUGGGAGGGCACGUGUUUGCCUCCAGGAGCAAGCCCGAGAGCCAGACAGAUUUCCCAGUGGGAGUUUGUUAGGACAUCUCAGACUUGCCUGUGUGACACAGCCCCCUUGGUGGGGUCUGGUUCACCACUGCAGAGCUGACCUCUCCUUGCCUCCCCAGUUUUAUUCCUUGGGAAGCCCUGAGUGGUCCUUCAGCCAGAGGGUUGGAGGUGCCUUAUUGCUGUGGACAGGGUGGUUUUCAGCAGAGCCACCUGUAUCUCACAGCUGUCUGCCCUCAGCUCCUGACUGCCUGCAGCACUGCACAGUCUGGAAGGAGGAGUGGGAAUCACCUGGUCACUAGUUUGGACUCGACAGCCUGAAGCAGAUGAGGAGAGAGGUUGGUAAGCGCAGAAGCACCAAUGGAGACGUCUCCAGCUCAUCCCAGGACCCUCAGGCCUCCAAGGUGGGACAUGGCUCUGUUCCCCAGCCCAGCAGCGGUGCUCAGCGUGCUUCAGGUAAGCUUUAUGAAGAAGAAGAGGACGAUGCCCUGCCAGACUCAGAUGCCCUGCCGGACUCGGAUGACGAGGUGGAACUGGAUAAGCCGCGCCCCAUACAAAUUGUCCUUGCUCAUGAAGAUGACCAUAACUUUGAAUUAGAUGAAUCAGCAUUGGAAAAAAUCUUGCUUCAGGAACAUAUUAAAGAUCUUAACAUAGUAGUUGUGUCUGUAGCAGGAGCUUUCCGCAAAGGAAAAUCUUUUCUGCUGGACUUCAUGCUUAGAUACAUGUAUAACAGGACUUCUCCUUGCUGGAUAGGUGGAAACACCGAGCCAUUGACUGGGUUUACAUGGAGAGGUGGAUGUGAACGGGAAACCACUGGCAUUCAGAUUUGGAGUGAAGUGUUUGUAAUUGAGAAACCUAAUGGAACAAAGGUUGCUGUACUACUCAUGGAUACCCAAGGUGCCUUUGAUAGCCAAUCCACUAUCAAAGACUGUGCAACAGUUUUUGCCCUGAGCACCAUGACGAGCUCUGUCCAGGUAUACAACUUGUCUCAGAAUAUUCAGGAAGAUGACCUUCAACACUUGCAGUUGUUUACAGAGUAUGGAAGACUAGCUAUGGAAGAAAUUUACCAAAAGCCGUUUCAGACAUUAAUGUUCUUAAUUAGAGAUUGGAGUUAUCCUUAUGAACAUGCAUAUGGCUUGGAGGGAGGAAAAAAGUUCCUAGAGAAAAGAUUGCAGGUAAAGCAAAACCAACAUGAAGAGCUACAGAAUGUAAGGAAGCAUAUUCACUCCUGUUUCAGUAAUCUUGGGUGUUUCCUGUUGCCCCACCCUGGUCUUAAAGUUGCAACAAAUCCAAAUUUUGAUGGGAGAUUGAAUGAUAUAGACGAGGAUUUUAAGAAUGAGCUGCGGAAUUUGGUACCAUUACUGCUUGCCCCUGAAAACCUGGUAGAAAAAGAGAUUAGUGGAUCCAAGGUGACCUGUAGAGAUCUUGUAGAAUACUUCAAGGCUUACAUUAAAAUCUAUCAAGGAGAGGAGCUACCUCAUCCGAAAUCUAUGCUGCAGGCAACAGCUGAAGCGAACAAUCUUGCUGCUGUGGCAGGAGCAAAAGACUUGUACAGCAAAGGCAUGGAGCAGGUGUGUGGGGGAGAUAAGCCUUACAUUGCCCCGUCGGACCUCGAGCGGAAGCACCAGGAUUUCCGAGAGAGCGCCAUCCGGCAGUUCCGCUCCGUCAAGAAGAUGGGAGGGGAGGAGUUCUGCCGGCGCUACCAGGAGCAACUGGAAGUGGAAAUCGAAGAGAUCUAUGCAAACUUCGUGAAGCACAACGAUGGCAAAAACAUCUUUUAUGCUGCUCGUACCCCUGCCACUCUGUUUGCAGUCAUGUUUGCCAUGUACAUAAUCUCAGGACUGACUGGGUUCCUUGGCAUGAACUCCAUAGCUGCCCUGUGUAAUCUCGUGCUGGGGAUGGCUCUUAUAUCGUUUUGUACUUGGGCAUACGUUAAGUACUCUGGGGAAUUCAGAGAAGUUGGAACAGCCAUUGAUCAGAUCGCUGAAGCUAUAUGGGAACAGAGGAAUCCCAGGAAGGUGUUUUCCAAACUCUUUGAAGUCCUUAGACGCCGAACGGUUCGUCGUGCUCUUACAUCAGUGCCGCGACAGCGACUCUCAUCCAACAAUAACAAGAAGAAAAACUAGCCAGUGUUGAAGCCCAUGAGUGAUAAUUUGAUGGAGGAUCACAUGAGGCAGUCUGUAAAAAACUCUAUCAAAGCAGGCCUGACCGAGCAGGUGG